AUGCUGAAACCAAAUACCUUCUUAUCAGUAGUGAUUGGAACGAACGAGCGAGUUGACACAUCGGCGAUUUCCGUACGAUUUAUGGCAACUGAUUUAAGUGACCAUGGAAUAGUAAGGUGGCUCCGGCAACAUCCAGUGGUUCUCGCUCUCCCGUGGAAGCCGUCUGUUCGUAGGGCUGAACGAUCGAAUGCCAUUGAUGUACUGUGCUCAGGCGUUUUGGGUGAUGAGGUUUGUCCAGGAGUACUUGUGUUGGUGUUAUCCAAGCUUAGGGUGAGCAUGGACCAAUGGCAGCAAUAUUUCACGGAGCCUGUCAACCCUCUGACUCCGGAAGAUCGGACAGAGUGGAUGGCGAAGCAAACGGGGGUGGUCAUGAGCUCAGAUGCAUUCCUUCCAUUCAGAGAUAACAUCGACUGUGCCAAGCAGUAUGGAGUAACGUAUGUUGCUCAUCCGGGAGGCUCUGUGCGGGACGAGGACAUUGUCGAAGCCUGCGAUGAAUAUGGCAUUACCCUCAUCCACACGGGUCUUCGGCUGUUCCACCACUGA
Molecule: messenger RNA, 543 nt
Organism: Haemonchus placei
Lineage: Eukaryota; Metazoa; Nematoda; Chromadorea; Rhabditida; Trichostrongylidae
Source: the annotation of a GenBank genome assembly